AUGGUCAUACGCUAUUGCGUCCGGCGAGCUUCAACUGUCGCGAAUAACAACAAACAUGCAGAUGUCCGUAUAUCUAAACCCAAGGGCACACCCCACACGGGGCGCCCACGGUAUCGGCGGACGGAAAUCACCAGCGAGGAACUCUGCGAUGACGUCGUCGACCGACUUCGCCCGACCUUACCGGCUCCUCACACAUGCGAUCUGAUCGAUAUCAACCCCGGCACAGGCAGGUGGUCUCGAAAGCUUCACGCCGUGUUACAACCGCGACGACAUGUGCUCGUUGAACCCGCCCUCCCCUCCUAUUCCGACCACCUUACCCCGCUGCUAGAUGCAAAAAACUCGAAAUAUCGACACGCUUCACUGCUCGAAGAUGCUUUACGACCCGCCAGUGGUCUGUUGUCCAAGCACGUCACGGACCAAGCCAACAACUCAACUGAUCUCGCCCAAACCAAUUCAUCUCUGCUGAUAACAGCAAACAUGUCUGGGGUAAAUCUCAAAACAAGCAACUACUGGGGGACUCAAAGCCGGAAGUUCUUUGACGACCUUUACCUCUCGCUUUGGAGGACUCGCAGUAACAUCCAUCGGUAUGGCCUAGUUCGAUUGAUGGUGUGGAUUCCAGACGACGAGAAAGAUGCAUACAUUCCAAGAACGGUGUCUGCGCGUCGAAAACAGUCUGUGAUGCUCGAAGCCAGUCAUCAUAUCGUCGAAGUGGCUGGCACCUCAACUCACACCAAAUCCACACGUCUGAGAAGGUGGCCUGACUUAGACCUCGAAGACUCGGCGAUUGUUGCAGCAAGAGAAGAAGCCGCCGGAUCUAGGACGCCUGCUUCAAGAAGAGACAGGCCUCCGUUGCCACAUCUUUUGAGCGUCGAACCCAUCCCAAAAGAGAUCCGAAAGGUGGAAUUUACCACUGAUGCGGAUUGGGUUCCGAGAUUUUUGGAGUUGGAGCAGCGCCUGAGGAGAACAGAUGCCGCUUGGUUCAAGAAGUAUGGUUACGUCAAAUAUCCUCCUAGAGGUGGCCUUGCCACGGCUGACCGAAGAGGCUGGCGGGAACUGAGAAGGCGUGCAAGAACUGCGUACAAUACUCACAUGAAAGCGGUUGGUCUCAUCAAGGAAGAACGCGAACUGAUCUCAGAGUGGAGGAAGCUUCUGCUGAGCUCGGCCGACCAUUCCGUCGAGGAAAAAGAGGAAGAGCAACUAAAGACGCGAGCUUCGUCCCUCGACCUGCGAAUCAAGAAGCUCAACAGAACCAAUAGGAGUUUCGCAGAGAAAGCCACCGACGACUGCAGGGCCUACGACAUGGUUCCGCCAGUGAUGGCAUGGAAUCGUCGUGAAGCAGAGCCAUUGAUUGUUCAGAACGGCGAAUUCGACCCUCGUGAUCGACCCAUGGCCCUUCUCGAUGUGACACCACGCCCAGAGUUCCUCGAACGAAUCGACACUCAUGACAAGAUGGUCUGCUUUGGCCAUGUGGUGAGACAACUCGUUCCGUACUUCGCCAAAAGCGUGUCCGAGGGUCUGAAGACGCUGGUCCACGAGAGUAUAGACGACUUUGUCGCCACGGUUCCAGGGAUCCGUGAUGUCACCAAGGGCGGAUGGUACGACUUGUCCGCUCUGAGAGUGCGAGCACUUCCGGCCGAGAUGUUUGUAGAGAUUGCGUUGGCGUAUGAGAGAUGGCCGUUCCGCCAGUCGACAGAGAGCAUCUUGAUGUUGGGCGUCGACCCUCAGGCCGCGUACAGUCUGGGCGAGGACGAAUGA
Messenger RNA from Capronia epimyces CBS 606.96, 1755 nucleotides. RefSeq lists its product as uncharacterized. Gene Ontology annotation, cellular component: mitochondrial matrix; mitochondrial DNA-directed RNA polymerase complex. The record is from RefSeq and is a predicted model, not a curated record. NCBI's taxonomy places the organism in Eukaryota, Fungi, Ascomycota, Eurotiomycetes, Chaetothyriales, Herpotrichiellaceae. The transcript has 2 exons. Gene Ontology annotation, biological process: transcription initiation at mitochondrial promoter. Gene Ontology annotation, molecular function: mitochondrial transcription factor activity. The coding region runs from base 1 to 1755 and encodes 584 amino acids.